GGGAAGCGCGUCCGCUGGGAAGGGGGGACCCGCCGGACCCUCCCCGACCACCCCAAACGCUUCGACUCGUCCCGCUGCGUCCUGGCCCUGCAGGGCUUCACCUCGGGCCGCCACUACUGGCGAGUGGAGGUGGGGGCCGGGGGGGCCGCCUGGGCGCUGGGGGUGGCCAAGGAGUCCGUGCCCAGGAAGGGCCGGCUCCGCGUGGAGCCCGGGGGGGGGAUUUGGGCCGUGGGGCAGUGCGGGAGCCGCUGCCAAGCCCUGGCCUCGCCCGCCGUGCCCCUGGCCCUGCGGGACCCCCCCCGGGUGGUGGGGGUCUACCUGGACUACGAGGGGGGGCGAGUGGCCUUUUUCGACGGGGGGGAGGAGGAGGAGCCGAUGUUCGCGUAUCCCCCGACCUGCUUCGGGGGGGAGAGGGUCCUGCCCCUGCUCUGCCUGGGCAGGGGGGGGCAGUUCACGCUGUGCCCGUGACCCCCCCCGGCCCCGUGACCCCCCCGCUCCUGGAAAAUUCCCCUUUUCCCGGCUUUUCUAUCAACGAGAAGGAACAAGUUCGGGACGAUCCCGAUCCGAGAGAUUUUCUGCUCUGCCUGGGCAGGGGGGGACAGUUCACACUGUGGCCAUGACCCCCCCGUCCCUGUGACCCCCCCCCGUCCCCGUGACCCCCUCGCUCCUGCCUCGCCCACCAGGGAGGAAUUUUGGGCUGGAAAAAUUCCCUUUUCCACGUGGUUUCCGUCAACGAGAAGAAACAAGUUUGGGACGAUCCCAAUCCAAGAGACUUUCUGCUCUGGUGUGGGGUGAGGGGGAGGAGAGGGGGAAGGACCCGAAAUAAAGGGAAACUGGGAAUGAUGGGGUCGGGCAGAACAACCUGGUGGCGUCUGGGGGCACCAGGAUCGUGUCCUGGGAUCUUGGGAUCCACUGGGGUCAAAUCCCAGGACCUGGGAUCCAUUGGGGUCACAGCCUGGGGUGCAUCGGGGUCAA
This is a messenger RNA of Chiroxiphia lanceolata (lance-tailed manakin), 975 nucleotides long. RefSeq names its product E3 ubiquitin-protein ligase TRIM58-like. Gene Ontology annotation, molecular function: protein binding. The record is from RefSeq and is a predicted model, not a curated record. Lineage: Eukaryota; Metazoa; Chordata; Aves; Passeriformes; Pipridae. The transcript has a single exon. The annotation marks the transcript as partial.